UGAUAUAUAUAAAUAUACCCGUCUGUCUAUAUAUACAAAACCGGAAUGAAUAAAAGCACCGUGUAAACGUAGUCAUUUUCACGCCUUUGACUUUGCCCCACGCCUUUGCCCACGCUCCGCCAGAAAGCCGAAACAACGUUAUAGCGGUUCGUGACGUUCGCGUGUGUAUUUGAAAUCGUUCAUCAACGAACCGCUCGAAAUUUGCGAAUCCCAUAAAUCCAAUUCCAACCGGUUCUGUCGAUAAACCAAAUAACAGCGGAUUACAAAAUGUCGAGUACGUCACAGAAACACAAGAAUUUUGUCGCCGAGCCCAUGGGCGAUAAACCGGUCACUGAUUUGGCUGGAAUUGGCGAAGUCUUGGGCAGGAGGUUACAGGAAGCUGGGUUUGAUAAAGCAUAUGUUGUACUUGGACAAUACUUAGUAUUGAAGAAAAAUCGGGAGCUCUUCCAAGAGUGGAUGAAGGACACGUGUCAAGCAAGUUCAAAACACAGCAACGAUUGUUACCAAUGUUUGAACGAUUGGUGCGAAGAAUUUUUGUAAAGUAGUUUAUAAGAUGCUUUAGACUAUCGUAUAGCAAUACUCGGAUUUAUGUUUUAAUAUUUGAUGCACAAACGACAAAAGGAUAAAAGACGUUAAAGCUCCAGUGAAAAGCUAAGAAAACAAGAUAAUAAUGAAAGAGGAAAAAACAUAUUAACACUAAAAAUGUUAGAGACAAUAUUUUUAUACUUGUUUUAAUAACGUAUGACAUCAAAAAAUCUUGAACAUUUAAUUUUAUCGACAUAAUGAACCUUUAACGAAUAAUGAAUACUCUAUUAUUUAUGAACAAUUUGUGACCGACUUUUUUUCGUUCUAUUUUUGUCGCAUUCUUUCGUACUUUAAAAAACACGUAAAAUUAUAUGAUGAAAAAUUUAGUGUGCAGGAAAUAAAAAAUAUGUUGUACCACGUUUUGUAUUUUUGUGGAAUUUUACCCAAUGGGAUCGGUUUAAUUUAAUAUUAAAGAUAUAAUCAGCCAUUCACAGAAUUAA
Messenger RNA from Venturia canescens, 1025 nucleotides. RefSeq names its product barrier to autointegration factor (gene baf). The transcript has 3 exons. Bases 268 to 540 code for a protein of 90 amino acids. The record is from RefSeq and is a predicted model, not a curated record. Gene Ontology annotation, molecular function: DNA binding. NCBI's taxonomy places the organism in Eukaryota, Metazoa, Arthropoda, Insecta, Hymenoptera, Ichneumonidae.